Messenger RNA from Spea bombifrons (plains spadefoot toad), 4019 nucleotides. It is a transcript of the gene JPH2, whose product is annotated as junctophilin 2. The coding region runs from base 90 to 2426 and encodes 778 amino acids. The record is from RefSeq and is a predicted model, not a curated record. The transcript is spliced from 6 exons. Gene Ontology annotation, cellular component: plasma membrane; sarcoplasmic reticulum; endoplasmic reticulum membrane. NCBI's taxonomy places the organism in Eukaryota, Metazoa, Chordata, Amphibia, Anura, Pelobatidae.
UUUUAUUUAUUUAUUUAAGUGGAUCUUUUUUUUUUUUUCUUUUCUUUUCACGUUAACACCAGGGGUUUAGAAAGGAAUCUGCCGGUAGCAUGAGCGGAGGGAGAUUUGAUUUCGAUGAUGGCGGCGCGUACUGUGGCGGUUGGGAAGGCGGUAAAGCCCACGGACAUGGUAUCUGCACCGGCCCAAAAGGUCAGGGAGAGUACUCUGGAUCAUGGAAUUACGGGUUCGAGGUGGUCGGGAUUUACACGUGGCCAAGCGGCAAUACUUAUGAAGGAUACUGGUCUCAAGGUAAAAGACAUGGUCUGGGGAUCGAAACCAAAGGACGUUGGGUGUACAAAGGCGAGUGGACUCAUGGAUUCAAGGGAAGAUAUGGAAUAAGACAGAGCACCAGCAGCGGGGCAAAGUACGAAGGAACGUGGAACAAUGGCUUGCAAGAUGGAUAUGGCACCGAAACCUACGCCGAUGGAGGAACCUUCCAGGGGCAGUUCACAAAUGGCAUGCGCCACGGGUAUGGAGUUCGUCAAAGUGUACCUUACGGAAUGGCCGCUGUGGUUCGAUCACCUCUGCGUACUUCGUUAACCUCACUUCGUAGCGAACACAGCAAUGGAACUCUGCUGCAACAUGAUACCAUCUCCAUGUCUCCAGAUAAUAUUGUGGCACCGACAAUUACUCGAGGAGGGUUUGCCCUCUCUCUCUAUUCCGACCUUGAGUCACUCAAGGGGAAGAAGAAAGGUCUAUUUAGAAGAGGUUCUCUGCUGGGCAAGCUGAGAAAAUCAGAUUCGAAAACAUCUCUUUCAUCUCAAAGAAGCAAGCUAAGCUUCUUGAAGAGUGAAAGCGGGGUGAGUUCAGCAGCGAGCGACGCCAACUCAACGGUGAGUUUUGGCGAUGGGACGGAAUCCGAAGAAUUCCCACCGGUCGAGUCCGAUAUCGAUGCCACAACCACAGAGGUCUACAUGGGAGAAUGGAAGAACGACAAGAGGUCAGGGUUUGGAAUCAGCGAACGUUCAAGCGGGUUAAAGUACGAGGGAGAAUGGCUGGACAAUCUACGGCAUGGAUAUGGCUGUACGACAUUUCCAGAUGGACGGAAGGAAGAAGGAAAGUAUAGGAACAAUGUUUUAAUUAAAGGAAUGAAGAAACGGGUGAUACCCCUUAAGAGUACCAAGAUUAGGCAGAAAGUUGACAGAAGCAUCGAAGGAGCACAGAGGGCGGCAGCAAUCGCGCGGCAAAAAUCAGAGAUCGCAGCUUCCAGGACGACUCACGCAAAAGCCAAAGCCGAAGGGGCAGAGCAGGCUGCGCAGGCGGCUAACAAUGAGUCCGGCAUCGCGAGGACAAUGGCCAGGGAACUUUCUCCAGACUUUCACCAGCCUGGACCCGAGUAUAUCAAGAGGAAGCUGCUUCAGGAGAUCAUAGAAAAUGCAGAACAAAUGGAGCAAAAAGAACCAGCGGCUUCAGCUAAUAAGGAACCACCUCCAACUCCCCCGGAGAGCCCUCAACUUCAUGAUAAACAGCCGUCUCCCCGCGAUAUGUCUCCGGUGCGAACGCCGUCUCCGGCCUCUGCCGAAGCGCCAACAGAUGCAAAAAGAUUUAAGCAGAGCUCAAAGAAAGAGAGGUUGUUGACCCCCAGCAACUGGAAUGGAGAACAGAGCCGUGGUGGAAGUAGGGCUGCUACCCCGUCGAAUGUCACACAGGGUAACACUGGCUUUCCGGCUUAUAGUACAUCGAAGCCGAGUAACAGAAUGCCUCCUGCAUAUGACAAACUAUCAGAUACCGAUGUGGAGUUUCAUAAGGGCUAUCAUAGUUAUGCUGUACGGACCUCGCCAGUGACUCCUCCGCUGGACCACGAGGAGAGAGAAGCAUUCCCGUCACCUCAAUUGUCGCCUAAGGUCUUAACUCCAGACCUGAAAGAACCUGUCAAAGAAACGCUACCGUCUUCCCAAUAUGGCCAAGAAAGGAAGACCAUGGUGGAGCCCCUUAUGAAAGCUGAACCUAUCAAAGACCUCAAGCCUGAUACGUAUAUGGAGAAGCCUCAGACCAAAACAGUCUCAAAGGCUGAUUCUAGAAAUGAUCUUAACAUAGAAAUGAAAAGAGAAAGGGUUUAUGAGACCAAGACAGUCCAGAAGCCUGAGCCUAAGACAAUCCAGAAAACGGAACCAAGAAUUGUACAGAAGGCACCUGCACUUAAACCAGACACUAAAGCUGUGCCAAAAGCAGCUCCCCAAAAAUCUGAACCAAAGGCCGGACUUAAGUCGGAGUCUAAAGCAAUGACAAAACCUGAAGCUAAGAGUCUAGUUAAAAAGGGAUCCCAGGCUGCAUCGGUAACAAAUACGCAUGACGAGGUUAAAGAGAGACCCGACAUCAUCAUGAUCUGCAUGGUCAUUUUAUUGAAUAUCGGCCUGUCCAUCUUAUUUGUGCAUUUAUUGACAUGAAGACACACUGGAAAUUUGUAAUGCAAACCAUGGAUUGUCGAUGCAGCUUUUCAGAUUCAUCACACGGGAAGACUCCAGGACAAGCAAAGCUGGUUUGCACCUUGACGGGUGUUGAAGAAGUUGACCGAUGUGAAGAGAUGUGGACAGUCGAUGUAUCUUCACGCCAUAUUUGCCUGUUCGACUAAAUCGACGGUAUCAAGCGGAUUUAGAAUUAUUCUUUUUUUUUUUUUUUCGGGGUUGUCACAUGGCCUUGUUUGCAAAGAAAAGUUAAUAGCGUUAAUCACUAUGGCAACAACAACAAAAAAAUAGAAUUUCUAUUUUACCUGUGAAUUCUAGUAAUAAAGAGAAACUGUAUCUUUGCAGCACGUGGGUUAGGAAAUUUUAGAAAUGAAAAUAUUUAUACGUUACGGAACAAAAAGGUGUCCAAAAAGUGACUCAUCCAUUCACAGCUAUUUAUAUUUUUUAAUUUUUUUUUUUUUUUUUUCUGCACACAUAAUUUAGGUUAGAAAUUGGAUGUUAUAGGAACAAAACAGAGAUGAUAUGUUUACACAUUUUCACUUGCAAAAAAAACUGUUAACACAUUAUCUAACCCCAUGUCUUAAAGAUAGAAUUUCUAAUAGGUAGAAUUUUUUUAAUUAUAAUUUUUUUUUUUGCAUGGCUUCACGCUUUGUUAAAAAAAAUUAAAAAACAAAGGUUAUGCAAAUACAGGAGUGAAGAAAGUGCACAUUUUGAUUUUUUAAGAUGCACAUUGCAUUGAACACUAUUAAAAAAAUAAAGAAAACAUAUAUUUAUAUAUAUAUAUUGUCUGACAGAGGUGAAGUCUGCCACUUCUCCAGAAAAGUAGGUUUUUUUUUAAAUAAAACACUUAUUUUGGUGUUUUCGCGUUUCGGCCUUUUCAAGCUCAGAUAGUGGUAAAGAUUAGGCGUUACAGAGGACAUAUACUAAACUACCAAUUGGUUAGCAAACCCAAAUAAUAAAAAUAAAAAAUCUGAAUAUUUUUUCUUUUUUUAUUCUCCAUUUGCUAUUGCCUGGCACAAUUCUGUUUUAAAACAUGACAAAGUUCCAAAACAUAUUAAUUCACAGUGGCAUUUCUUUACAUUGCUCUUUUUAACCAAUUUUCCUUUUUUUGGGUGGUUUAGUACAUGGCCCAUAUAACACUUAAAAAAAAAAAAAACUUUCCAUAAGCCACACCCCCUAUUGUAUUUGGACUCCUAUUGGUUGCUAGAAAGUGAACUCAUAGCCAUACCUGGGAACUUCUGAGCUCCGGCUACCUUGCGGUACACGGCCAACACUGCCCUCGAUGGGCAGUCCCAUGAUGUCAGUGGGCAGUCCUGAUGACAUCAGUGGGCAGUUCAGAUGACAUCGGGGCAUUCCCGCUGAUGUUAGUGGAGCGUUCCCGCUGAUAUCAGGGGAAACACCCCCAUUUUAAGGGGAAAUGGGCGGGGUGCAGGGCGUGUCAAGACCCCGCUCCCGCAACAAGGGGGAUUCAGGUGUUGACCAGGAGAGUUCCCAGGUAUGCUUAUAGCAACAUACAAAAAAUAACAGAAAAUUCUAUAAAGUAAGUAUUUUCAAAUGUAAAAACUAAAUAAUCCC